Molecule: messenger RNA, 1015 nt
Organism: Zingiber officinale
Lineage: Eukaryota; Viridiplantae; Streptophyta; Magnoliopsida; Zingiberales; Zingiberaceae
Product: transcription factor MYB41-like
Exons: 3
Coding region: 72-974 (300 amino acids)
Source: RefSeq, a predicted model, not a curated record
CCCCCUCCCACCUACUAGACCUGCAGCCUGCGACACAGUUGGUUGAGCUUCUUCUUGCAGUGGAUAGUAAGAUGGGGAGGUCCCCUUGCUGCGACGAGCUGGUCGGGCUGAAGAAGGGGCCGUGGACGCCGGAGGAGGACGAGAAGCUGGUCGGGUACAUUCAAGAGCACGGCCACGGGAGCUGGCGGAGCCUCCCAAAAAAAGCCGGCUUGAAUCGGUGCGGAAAGAGCUGUCGCCUACGAUGGACCAACUACCUUCGUCCCGACAUCAAGCGAGGCCACUUCUCGGCGGAGGAAGAAAAGAUGAUCAUCCAACUCCACUCCAUCCUGGGGAACAAGUGGUCUAUGAUCUCAAAGGGGUUACCGGGGAGGACGGACAAUGAAAUCAAGAACUAUUGGAACACUCACCUCAAGAAGAAGCUCCUCCUCAUGGGAAUCGACCCCGUGACCCAUCGACAGCGAACCGACGCCCUCGCUUUUGUUCCUAACUGGAAUUACAAUAAUGCCCUCAGGCUUCAAGACGAUGCUCUGCGUUCAGUGAGGCUCCAGCUCCUCCAAACGCUACUUAUCCAAGCUACGACUGCAACGGCCACCACGACGUCGACGACGGCCAACUUUGCCGACCACUACAGUACUACUUCAUCGGGUUAUGAACUCGAUGAUAUAUCUCCGACAAACUUCACUUUCCCUAAUCUGUUUCAGGAUCGAAAUUUCAAUCCCAUUACUACUCCUCCUCCUCCUCUCUCGGAUUUGUCUCCUAUUAAUCUCCCUGCUCAAAAGUUGCAUUUUUCUACUUGCGAUGAUCAAGAACAAAAAGUCGCAGCCAGCAGUUUUGAUGAUUUUACAGCAGAUUUAAUCGUCAACUCACCCAACUUUCACCCAUGUGGAGAAUUAAACCUUAAUGGAGAAUAUGCUGGCGAUGAGAGUACGUUGAGUUGGAAGGAUAUUUUAGAGCAAAUUUCGUGGACAGAAUGAAUUAUGAAAGACCAAGAGCUAGCUAGCUAGUUGCAUGCAAU